AUGUCUUCUCUUCCUCCCGAAUUCUGGAAUUUACCAUUGGCAAACAAUUCGCUGACUGUUGAUGAUAAAGUGACGACUAUUGUCGAAACGACUCAAUUUGUACUUUUCUGCACGACUUUUACUAUUUAUGUGGUCAUUGUUUGGGCACUGAUUGAGGCUCAAAACCGGCGAGUUGAAGAGUUGACUUCUCCGUUUUUCAAAUUAUGUCUAUCGACGGCCGGAGUGGAUAUUUGUGAGUUCAAUAGACUAUUAUCAAUUUUUGGACCUGAUUUUUUUGUUUCAGGGACCCUACUAACCAACUAUUUCGGUGCCAUGUUCCCAAAGUGGGGCUGGUUUGCGUCAGUUUAUCUGUUCCUCGGCAAUCCUUAUGGCCAUCUCUACUUGUAUUUUGCUUGGAGCACUGGUGAGCGAGCUUUUCUGACAUUUUGUGGUAUCAUCGAAACAAACAACGCCAACAUUUCAAUGAAGUUUUUUGGGUUUCCAUAAACAGUGCUCAUGAAGAAGAAAGAGUCGGCUUACUUUUGGUGCCUUGACGCACUUCAUGUGUUAAUCUGACAGAACAUUAGACCUUUGCUUUUGCUCCAGCAACUCCUUGACGCAUUUUCAAAAACCGUUAUUCUUACAGGAAUAUGUCAAGCCAUGGGAGUAUCGGUUCUUGCGUCGAAUCGCCUAUCAGUGAUGCUAUUCCCGACCAGUUUUCAUAAAGUCAGUUUGACUUUUGUAUCUUGGUCAAUGCUAUGCAUUUGUGUCAGAUUUGGCAAGGUUAUCGUCUCUGGAUAGCAAUAGGAAUCCAAUAUUUUUCUGGGCUCCUCAUCGGAAGCGCCACUUUUUUCAACGAAGUUCAACUGUAUCGAAACCGGAAAAAUGGCAUUGUGCCCAAGUUUUUGAAGUGAAAAUAGAGUUUGGAUAUUAUCGAAUUACAAAAUGAAUUUUAGUAAAACUAUGACCAACGCGUUCUUUGCCAUAGGAGGUGUAUUUUUACUGCUCAAUUGUGUCUACCUGGCGCUCACCUAUUUCUACUUGUUCUGGGUGUUGCACAAACGACACAAACAGUUUGUGAGUCAGAUUACUGUAGAAUACAGAAGAUCAACACUACUUUUUUGUCUCCAGAAUCCUCAAACCAACCCGACAAUCAUGUCAAGAACGAAAGAACGCGCUAAAAUGAGAGAAGCCCGAUUGUUUACAAUGAGCACUAUAAUUGUGGGCGUUCAGCUUGUUGUGCUCUUGCUCUUCAUCUUCAAAGGUGCCGACAUUUUGGCGUUCACCACUGAUCAAUUCUAUUUGGUUUACAAUGCUAUUAGGUAAGUCUGAAAAAACAGUUUUCUCCCGGGCCGGGAACUGAACCCGGGUCUCGCAUGUGACACACAGGCAAACUGGCGUGGGUGAAAGCAAUAGGGUCAAUAAGAGAGAGAGAGAGAGAGUUGACUUCUUGCAUAGCAAUAGGGUCAAAAAUAGAGAGUCUUUUCAAACUCGGCCCGAGGUCUUUCAAUUUGCACUGCAAAAAGAGUUUCUCAACAGAGCGCCAUUUCUGUGAGGUGCCCCUAUAAAACCACACGAGGACGCGGCGAAUUGUGGCCCCCGAGGGCGUAAACAAACUCUUAACACACACACACACACUAAGCAUUUUUCAGUGACUUGUAUGCCAGCAUAAACCCUUAUUUACUAUGGCUGUUCUCGGAUUCUCUGCGCAAAUACAUUCUAGACCGAUUUGGAAUUUUGAAGAAAAAGAGGAAGAUGGCAUCGAUCAAUUCGAUAACAUUUGUUAUUUGA
Molecule: messenger RNA, 1770 nt
Organism: Caenorhabditis sp. 36 PRJEB53466
Lineage: Eukaryota; Metazoa; Nematoda; Chromadorea; Rhabditida; Rhabditidae
Source: the annotation of a GenBank genome assembly